AUGCGCAUCGUCGUCAUUUGGGUCAACGCGUUCCAAUGCGCCAGGUUCACCGCCAGGUCAUGUUUGUCGGCCCUAUACGCGUUCGCUGCUGCAAUGGGAACGUUCGAUCCUUUCGCGCUGCCGGAUGAUAUCUGGGCGUUACCAAAGAGUGAUUUGGUGACCCAGGUUCCUGAGGAGUCCUUGUUCAAAAGAGAUUUAGAAAAGCUUCUUCAGUUGGAUCCACCAUUUGAAACUGCCUUAAACCCGAAAACCGAAACGCUCUUUCCUUCCUCGCCAUGGGGUAAACUAUUCCCGCCAUUGAGCUUCCCCCAACCAGAUACACCUCCCCAAGACCCUGAAGCUAUAGAUGCUGCCGAGACUGAUAGUGGUCUUGGUGCUGGCGAUGACCCAUGGCUUGAUAUAUCAUCGACGAGCUCCAACGAAAAGGGUCAAUUGAUAUCGUGGGAGACCUUUCUGUCCCAAAGACCACAUAAUCGAGCGAACCCAUUUGUUACAGAGGCUAGAUAUCAUGUAAUAGACGCUAUGAUUCAGCGUCACGAUGAUGACGGGACGUCUCAGGAACCCCCAAAGAAUAUCAUUCAAACUGAUGUUCUAGUAUAUUGCCUCCUUCAUCUUGUUAAGGGAUGGGAUUCAAUGCUUUUUAAAUUCAACGAAGCAAAUAUGGAAUUCGAGGCGACCAGGGAAGGCCUACGGUUGUCCGGAACUCUGAUUUCACACUAUUUAAAAUGUGGCAAUCGUCUGAGAGCUCUUCAGGCAUUUGCCAAAACCGUCUACGCAGACAUAGGCUCCUGUUGUAAAACUAGAGUCGGGUUGGCACAUUGUAUUCAGAUUAUUACUGUUGCAGUCCAGCACCGAUUGACAGUUCUUUUCACAAGCAUCCAAAGCAUUCUCCAACUUGAUGAUAUUAUCAAGGUCCCAACGAUGAUCUUGGAAGCGUUGCUCAAGAUUGUAGAAAGGGUAAAGGAUACGAGAUUAGAUUUUCAACUUUUGUCUGCUAUUUUUGAGCAGAUACAACGAUCAGAAUAUAAGAGCGACUGGUUGCGGUAUCUGCUCUUGUUAAUGCUUCAGCGAAUAACACGCCCUUGGCUUACGAUGGUAUCAAAGGCUAUUGGUAUCACUGUUGAGAAAACGCCGUUUGUGGACGAUAUUUUCGAAGAUGAGGGAUUCUUCAUCGAGCUCGGCGACCCCGUCCUUCAAGAAGGAGAAGAGGAACCGCAUACUGACUUGAUAUUCGCGCCUUCCAAUAUUCCGUCAUUCCUCAUGCUCGAAGAGGCAGAGCGAGUUCACGAGACAUCAAGGGGGCUGAGAUUGCUACGACGUUUCCACCCUGACCAUCCACUUCUAAGUGGCCAUGGGGUGGAAAGAGUUAAAAUGCGGUGGAGUUUUUCAUGGGAUGAAUUACAAGCAAUCGACCUUGAAGCCGCUGCCCACGAGAAACGCCUCCAGCUUGCUAUGCAAGCGUUCAACCUCACUAAAAGGUCUCGCUUCUCGAGACUCACCGACCAUCCGCAGCUAGGAGGUAAUGAUGGGUUUUCGUUUGAUUUUAUCGGAAAAUCUGAGGAAGAAAUCAAAGCCAGUCUUGCGGCAUCCCUUGAGAACAUGAACUUUGAGCCACAGCGACAGUUCGGGUUUGAAGGGGCAGCCGAUGACAAGUUGGGGAAUGAAGCACUUACCGUUGAACCAAUAACAUCAAAUCAACCAACGACAGCCAGAUACCCGCCUCCAUUAUCAGUAACAUUUUCAUUAUCGAUCAACCCGAUCCUCCAGGCCCAGGCGCGGCUCACCAACAUGGCAUGUAUGAGAUUGCUUUUCAAAGAACAGCGAGUACAAAGCCAGUACGAGCUCCUCCAUAGCUUCUUACUUUUCGGUGACGGUGUUUACGUCUCACGGUUAUCAGCUUCGCUAUUUAGCGACGAACUCGCGAGUGGGACUACAAAUUCCGGAAUUAGGUCAGGAAUUGCAAUCGGCGGAUGGGGUUUACAACUCGGUGUACGAAACGACUGGCCACCAGCAUCGUCCGAGUUAAGAUUAGCGUUAAUGGGGAUCAUGGCUGAAUGCUACGCAUCUGGUAUUGGAAGAGGGACGGGGCAUAAAGAAAACGACGAUCUUCCAGGUGGGCUUAGCUUCUCCGUUCGUGAGAUGACUAAAGAGGAGGAAGAUAAGUGCAAGAACCCGGAUUCACUUGAAGCAUUGGAUUUUCUCCAGGUUAGCUACCGACCGAAAAGUCCAUAUGAUACUGUCAUUGAUUCGGUCAGCUUGGUGAAAUAUGAUCGGCUUUUCAAACACUUAUUACGAACCAUACGCAUGGUUUAUGUCGUGAACAGGCUGUUCGGAUAUACAAAUCUUGAGCGGGGGAAAGAACGGCCAACGACGAAUCCUAUCAUCCUACGAUUCCGAAUCGAGGCCCACUUCUUUGUCUCAACUCUCGCGAAGUAUAUGUUUGAGACAGGGGUGGAAACCGUUUGGAAGGAGUUCGCAAAGAAGCUCGACGAAAUCGAACGUAGACUCGAAAAGUAUGAUAUUUCAGAUCGAUACGGCGAGAUGGAGAGUUUGGGACAAUUAGCAGCAUACCACAAUAGUUGCCUAGACCAGAUGCUCUUUGCAACAAUGCUACGUUUAAGGCAGCAACCGGUGUUAAACCUAAUUGAAGAGAUAUUCGGUAUGAUUCUAAAGUUUGCAAAGAUGGUUCGGUUGGAGCAUAUUGGCGUUGUGGAUCCGUUAACGCCAACGGACGACUCGGCGUUUGGGAAGCUGUAUGGGAAGUUUAGGAAGCGCGUUGGGAUCUUUAUUAAUGUGGCCCGGGCAUUGAGUGAGAGAAGGGGCUAUGGCGGGUUGGCAAAGAGGGAGUCGGAUCGAAGCAAGGAUACUUUUAGAGGACCAGGGGAUGCAGCGGAGGGUGGGGCGUUGGGACAACUUUUGGUCAGGUUGGAGAUGUCCACAUAUUAUGUCGACGCAGCUAAGAAACUAUAA
Molecule: messenger RNA, 2970 nt
Organism: Orbilia oligospora ATCC 24927
Lineage: Eukaryota; Fungi; Ascomycota; Orbiliomycetes; Orbiliales; Orbiliaceae
Exons: 9
Coding region: 1-2970 (989 amino acids)
Biological process (GO): mitotic cell cycle; meiotic cell cycle; cytoplasmic microtubule organization
Cellular component (GO): gamma-tubulin complex; equatorial microtubule organizing center; spindle pole
Molecular function (GO): microtubule minus-end binding; gamma-tubulin binding
Source: RefSeq, a predicted model, not a curated record